AUGGGGCAGUUCCCCACUGUCGUCCACCCCGAGUACAAGUCUCGCCCGGACGGCGCGACUAUGAAGGCACUCGCUUGGUUCGGCACCCGCGACGUCCGCCUCAUCGACGCACCCAUUCCCGACAUCACAGAGCCAGACGACGUGAUCCUCAAGGUCACUGGCACGACGAUUUGUGGCUCGGACCUCCAUCUCUUCAACGGGGAGAUUGCCGCGUUGCAAAAGGGUGAUAUCCUUGGCCAUGAGUUCAUGGGGGUCGUAGACAAGAUUGGUCCCAAUGUCACCAACCUCAAGGUCGGCCAGCGCGUUGUCUCAUCGUUUCAGAUUGCGUGCGGCGAGUGCGACUACUGCAAGAAGAAGCUAUCCUCGUUCUGCGACCGGACCAACCACUCAACGCUUCAAAAUGCCAUGUACGGACACCGCGACGCAGGCUUCUUCGGCUACUCGCACUUCACUGGCGGUUUUCCCGGCGGCCAGGCCGAGUACGUGCGUGUGCCCAAAGGCAACGUCAACUUGCUCCCCAUCCCCGACGAGGUCUCCGACGAACGUGCGCUUUACCUCUCUGACGUCCUGUGCACUGCCUACCACUGCGUCAUGGACACGGGUGUACAGGAGGGUGACACAGUGGGCGUUUGGGGUCUUGGUCCCAUUGGCCUUUGCGCUUCGAAGUUCUCCCAGCUCAAGGGUGCCAAGAGCGUCAUUUGCAUCGACCGCGUCCCGGAGCGCCUGAAGAAGGCUGAAGAGCUGGGUUUUGAUACCAUCGACUUUUCGAAGCACACCGAUGUUGUCAAGCGUCUCCAGGAGAUCUGCCCGGGCGGCUUGGACGUUGCCUUGGACUGUGGUACCUUCCACCAGCCGAAAUCGAUGCUUCACAAGAUCGAGAAGGCAUUGAUGCUCGAGACCGACGUCUCGGAGAUCGUGAACGAGAUGAUCAUGUCCGUCAAGAAGGGUGGUCGCUGCGGCAUCAUUGCUGCUUACGUCGGCUACACGAACCACUUUAACAUUGGGGCGCUCAUGGAGAAGGGUAUCCGCCUCAUUGGAAACGGUCAGGCUCCCGUCCACAAGUGGUGGAACGAGAUCUUGUACGACCUCAUCGUUCCCGGAAAAUUCGACCCGACCUUCAUGAUUUCCCACCGUGUUCCUCUCGAGGACUUCCCUAAGCUAUAUGAAGCCUUUGAUAAGCGCGAGGGAGGGGUGGAGAAGGUAUUUGUUGAGACUCAGAUCUCAAAUCCCCCUAUGCCCGGCUGCCCGACGACCACCAGGGUCUCUGAGUGGGCAGAUGUCUAA
Dichomitus squalens LYAD-421 SS1 is the source of this 1284-nucleotide messenger RNA. Its product is annotated as GroES-like protein. The coding region runs from base 1 to 1284 and encodes 427 amino acids. Gene Ontology annotation, molecular function: oxidoreductase activity; zinc ion binding. The transcript has 6 exons. The record is from RefSeq and is a predicted model, not a curated record. Lineage: Eukaryota; Fungi; Basidiomycota; Agaricomycetes; Polyporales; Polyporaceae.